This is a messenger RNA of Cynara cardunculus var. scolymus (artichoke), 1269 nucleotides long. RefSeq names its product NAC domain-containing protein 43-like. The coding region runs from base 4 to 1215 and encodes 403 amino acids. The record is from RefSeq and is a predicted model, not a curated record. NCBI's taxonomy places the organism in Eukaryota, Viridiplantae, Streptophyta, Magnoliopsida, Asterales, Asteraceae. Gene Ontology annotation, biological process: regulation of DNA-templated transcription. The transcript has 3 exons. Gene Ontology annotation, molecular function: DNA binding.
GUAAUGUCUGAAGAGGAAAUGAAUUUGUCUGUAAACGUUAAUGGCCAGUCUAAGGUGCCUCCAGGGUUUCGGUUCCAUCCCACCGAAGAAGAGCUUCUUCACUAUUACUUGAGGAAGAAAGUUGCUUAUGAGAAGAUUGAUCUUGAUGUUAUUCGUGAUGUAGAUCUUAACAAGCUUGAGCCUUGGGAUAUACAAGAGAAGUGCAAAAUAGGAUCCACCCCCCAAAAUGAUUGGUACUUCUUUAGCCACAAAGAUAAGAAGUACCCAACAGGGACCAGAACCAAUCGAGCCACUGCUGCAGGUUUCUGGAAAGCUACUGGCAGGGAUAAGGUCAUCUACAGUAGCUUUACAAGAAUUGGUAUGAGGAAAACACUUGUGUUCUACAAAGGGAGAGCACCUCAUGGCCAGAAAUCUGAUUGGAUAAUGCAUGAAUACAGGCUCGAUGAUAACACAGUAGUUACUACCCAAGAUGCCUGCGGUUCUAACUUGUGUGAUUCUACUCAAGAAGAUGGGUGGGUGGUUUGCCGUGUUUUCAAGAAGAAAAAUUACCACAAGGCGCUAGAGAGCCCCCAGAGAUCGAUAUCAGCCUCCAUGGAUUCAAGAACCCAGUUGCAGUCCUUAAACAAAGAUGGUGUUCUUGAUCAAUUACUUGUGUACAUGGGAAACGGUAGGUCUUGCAAGCAAGAAAUCGAAUCUCUUACCGCAAACCAGAAUGCUAUGCAGCAAUUCGUUAGCCCUAUUAAUGACAGAUUCUACCACCUUCCAAGGCUCGAAAGUCCCACCAUGACCCUCUCACCUCACGACAGCUCUGCCUCAGCCAGCUUCGAUCAAGGCUUGAGUUUCAAGCCGCAUAUAAACGACUUCCUGACAGAAGCCGGACAACCAAGAAACGCAGAUACUAGCCAGCUGGUAGACGACCAUGACUCAAGAGAGCGUCUUGAUAAUUGGGCAGAUCUUGAGCGGCUCGUGGCUUGUCAGCUGAAUGGACAAGUAGACUCUUCAAAGCAGAUGUACACUUGCUAUGGCGAACCAAACGAAGAGUUCUGUUUCCCACUUGACCAUGAUGAGCCAGCUGGAGCACCGCAGCUCUGUGAUUCAACCACAACGACUAGACCGAACCAAGCCACGUAUACAAGUGAGAUAGAUCUGUGGAGCUUUGCUCGAUCAUCUUCAUCUUCUUCAUCCCCGGAUCCGUUAUGUCACUUGUCAGUAUAAAAUUAAACGUACGUAGAGGUUAAAACUGUGAAAGAUAUGAUACAACAACUGAAU